CUCAGUCUUACUAGCAGGCCAGCAUGUUUACCCCGCUUCCUCGCAUGUUUCUUACAUGUUUGUUCCUGCUGUGCUACAGGCUUUUACUGUGUUGCUUCACGUGUUUCAACGACUGUUCUGCCUACUUACAGCUGCCCAUAGACAAUCCACCUUUGACCUUGUGCUGUCAGGCAUCGUGCGAAGCUCUGCCACUGUGCACAGUUUUGAAAUCUUUGCUGAAGUCGCUCGAAUCCUGAAGCCUGGAGGGAAAUUUUACUUCACAGAACCCGUAUGCAGAUCAGGUAACUCCAGACUGAAGACGGGCUCACAGCUCACCUCCAAUCUAAAACUUGCUGGCUUUACAGAGAUCACUGAGAUACAGUCUGACCCUUUAACAGACGAAGAACUGAAUUCAAUAAAACAAUUUGUUGGCUACAAAGGUAAUGAUUUGACUAAGAUGCACUUGGGUGCGAAGAAACCAAACUUUGAAAUUGGAUCAUCCGCUCAACUGAAACUAUCAUUCGUAAAGAAGCCAAAAGCAGUAGAUGAGAAACCGCAGCUGGACCCCAGCACGAGGAAGGCUUGGACCCUGUCAGCCACUGACAUGAAUGAUGAUGAUGUGGAUCUUAUUGAUUCUGAUGAACUGCUGGAUGAAGACGAUUUGAAGAAACCAGAUCCUGCCUCGCUCAGAGCUAUGGACUGUGGAGAUGGCAAGAAAAAGAAACGGGCCUGUAAGAACUGUACGUGUGGACUGGCUGAAGAACUGGAUGGCAAAGGAUCCACAGAUGUCAAGAAACUGCAGGUGAAAUCGUCAUGUGGAAGUUGCUACCUCGGUGAUGCGUUCCGUUGUGCCAGCUGCCCUUACAUGGGGAUGCCUGCCUUCAAACCCGGUGAAAAGAUCUUGUUAGCUGACCAGACUCUCACCGAUGCCUGACUUGUUUUGAAUGGGAUUUGACGUGGUGAUGCAGUGUGUUUCACCGGCACUACAACCACGCGGUAGAUAUUCUCUCUGAACUGAACUCUGGGCUGUUUGUUCUUCUGUUUCCAGCAGAGUGAUUGAGCUCUGCUUGAAUUGGGUAUCUCAGAUGGAUGCAGCAGUCACAUUCUGACCAACACGAGGUUUAUUUGUAAUCUGCGUGGUGUUUUCUGACACCAAAUGUGACAAGUUUUACUGUUCUCUCACCGCGGCUGUGUAUAUUGAAUGAUUUUGGUGCUGAUUUUUUUUCUGUCAUAUAGUACAAUUAAAUGAGUGUCAACUUA
Messenger RNA from Chiloscyllium plagiosum (whitespotted bambooshark), 1239 nucleotides. The record is from RefSeq and is a predicted model, not a curated record. NCBI's taxonomy places the organism in Eukaryota, Metazoa, Chordata, Chondrichthyes, Orectolobiformes, Hemiscylliidae.